UAACCACCAGGCAGUGAUUCUGUGGGAAUCGAACAGGCCUUCGUGGGUAGGGAUUCAGGCUUUGAUAAACACCCUUAAUGGUCUUCCCAGUCACUGAGGAGUCUCCGCUCGACCGUAUGUGUUCUUCUGUCCUACGGAGUACUGUGGUAAACACUUUCAGAGAUGUGUUUGAUGACAUAAUCAGAUUCAAGUGGAACGACGAGACGACAACUGAGUUGCUCGGAUCAAGUCGACGGACCACUGACGAUUUAUGGCUCAUCUACCGAAACAUGUAUGCAGCAAUGCUGCAACCCCAACUAAGUCGCCUGGUAGGUGCCUGGUAAUCAUUGGCUGCCAGGCAUGAUGGAACAUGACUUCUGCGUCGCACCCUUAAUGUGUCCACCGAUUUGAGGAUUGUCAUUGCAGGUUGCCUUGCGGAGAUGUGUCUGCCCACCAGCGGCCAUUUCGGUAACCGUCCAAAGAUGGUAAACCCUGAAUCCAGUUCGGUAUGAACAUAACCUUCUUUGCCGAAGACCCAAACAGCCAGGAGAAUCAGCCAUCAUCCAAUUUGGAGCCACGCGUUGACCCCAGCUCAGUCAGCUCACUGCCGCCAUGGUCGAGAUCAAAUUUAUCGAUCGACGUAAAUGCCACCGGGUUGUACCUAUGCAGGUACUUUGCCUCGGAGCAGGCCGAACAGGAACUGAAUCAAUGCGCAGAGCCUUGCAACAACUUGGCUACCACGAAACGUAUCAUGGUUUUGCUAGCGCCUUCGAGACACCACUCGACAGUCAGAUGUGGUUAGAGGCCUGUAACGCAAAGUUCAAAGGGAAAGGAAAGCCAUUCAACCGUCAUGAUUGGGAUCAGCUCCUGGGACAUUGUCAGGCUGUAACGGACGCCCCUGCUAUGUGCUUCGGCCCAGAGCUCAUAGAAGCUUAUCCAGAGGCCAAAGUCAUCCUCACGAACCGAGACGUCGACUCAUGGCACAAAUCAUUCACCGAAGCCGCCGUCGCCCCGUUUUAUUCCCUCCCCGGCAGGAUCACUGGGUUUAUCACAUGGGCCAUGAACUCGCCUUUCAAAUAUGGCCAGCCAGUGUGGAAAAUGGUACUCGAGGAUUUCUUCCAUAUCAAUCCACACGCUCCAAAUGGCAUCGAUACGAGUGCUGCAAAGGAAGUGUACAGACAGCACUAUGCGCAGAUCAGGAAGCUGGUGCCCAAAGACAGGCUUUUAGAGUAUCAAGUCCAGGAUGGAUGGGAGCCCCUUUGCAAAUUCCUCGGCAAGGAAGUCCGUGAUGCCCCAUUUCCGCGAGGCAAUGAAAAAGCAGAUCUCCACGAGAGAAUUGAAGCGUACAGUCGGGCACAAGCUAAGAUGCUCGGGAUGAAGUUGGCUCAAUUCGUCGGUAUUGUCCUGGUAGCUUGGGCGGUGAAAAGAUGGUUCAGCCAGUAAAGCUUGUUGUAGUAUCUCUGACGAUGCUUACCUUGGAGGAAUACGCUGCGGGAUGACUAUUGCUUCAGCUGAACACGAUGCUCCUCGCCAAACUUCGGGUCAAAGAUAUUCCGUCCCACACGUUGUGAGAUGACGAGCCCAGAAGAACAAACUGUCGUUCCAGCUCACUCUGCGCUUUUUCCCUUUCUUUGCGCGAGCGAAACAUUGGAUAACCUUGCACCAAAGAUGCUAUCUUACGCUGCUUCGUCCGCCUUAACGCCAAGCCAUCAGGCAACAAGUCCAGAUUCCAAUUGUCUCGUAUACAGCUGAGGCUACCCCUCCUCCAAGUAAGACCUGGAAGCCAAUGAUACGAAAGCAUGUUCAGCCAGCCUGAUGAUCCAUGUCAGUCACUGCUGGGCAGCUGAAAUGGAGGAGGAGCUCAUAUACGGGCUGUGGGAAGGAGCGGUCUUGUCAG
Molecule: messenger RNA, 1876 nt
Organism: Exophiala xenobiotica
Lineage: Eukaryota; Fungi; Ascomycota; Eurotiomycetes; Chaetothyriales; Herpotrichiellaceae
Exons: 4
Coding region: 592-1422 (276 amino acids)
Source: RefSeq, a predicted model, not a curated record